AUGACAAAGCUUGCUCAGGAUCAUGCAACUGCGAAAGAUCCCGAUAUCGAGGACGCUCUCAUUCACCUCGCCGUUGUCCUCCCCAUUGCCACUCUUCCCGGGAUCAGUCUCCAUGCCAUCACAACCGACCUCGCCGCUCCCGCUCCCGCUCCCCAAACUAUCAUAGGUCUCACUCUAACUACCGAGCACGAAACCCCCGCAUCUACAGAUCUCCAGAAAGCUCGCUCUCAUAUGCGAUAG
Penicillium malachiteum is the source of this 240-nucleotide messenger RNA. RefSeq lists its product as uncharacterized. The coding region runs from base 1 to 240 and encodes 79 amino acids. The record is from RefSeq and is a predicted model, not a curated record. Lineage: Eukaryota; Fungi; Ascomycota; Eurotiomycetes; Eurotiales; Aspergillaceae. The transcript has a single exon.